Messenger RNA from Lecanosticta acicola, 1574 nucleotides. The record is from the annotation of a GenBank genome assembly. Lineage: Eukaryota; Fungi; Ascomycota; Dothideomycetes; Mycosphaerellales; Mycosphaerellaceae.
AUGGUUCAAAUUGUCCCGGCAUCGUCAGGAACUACGGCUCGGAAUGCUGUCUUCGUGUCAUCGAUACUGUGCCUCUUAAGCUGCUGGAUCACGGUUGCCCUGCGCACCUGGGUGCGAAUUACUACGUUAAAGAGCUUUGGAUGGGAUGAUGCUACAUUGAUAUGUUCAACUGUAAGUCAUCAUCACUGCUCGAAGACCAGACUCACAAUAUCUGAUGCUUCUGGUAGAUUCUCUUCACCGCUUUCUGUACGGUAGUGGUCUUGGUUCAAACGUAUGGGGGAGCGUACCACGUCUCGAGUCUGACGUUGGCAGAGCUCGAGAAAUUGAACAAUGUAUGUAUUCAGUCUGGUAAUGAAGUGAUCUCCACUAAUGUUAUCCAGCUUGUCAUAGCAAGUUUCGCACUCUAUCUGACGACCAUGAUAGUAUUCAAGAUCUCCCUCGGCAUUCUCUACCUGCGGUUGGUGAUCCGACCGUGGCACCGCUACAUUGUCUAUGGCGCAAUGGUUGUCAGCACUGCGAUUGGCAUCCUUCUCCUCUUUGUUGCGAUCUUCAGCUGCGGCAACCCGACUCUUUAUUUGAAGAAUGAACUCGCCGGGAUCUGCAUGCAGUCCAGCGUGGUAUUCAGCAUACAAUAUACCGGCGCGGCUAUAAACGCAGCAACAGAUUGGACUUUCGCCAUUCUUCCUGUCUUCCUGCUGAUGAAAGUUGAGAUCCCCCGGGCGGUGAAGGUCAGCACCGGGCUUGUUCUUCUUCUGGGGUGUUGUGGUAGCUUCGUCUCUCUGUUCAGAAUACACUGGAUCAAGGGCUUAACACCGGGGGCUGAGUUCUUCCGCACAGCCGUUAUCACGGCGAUCUGGUCAAUUGUCGAGCUGGGCCUUGGGAUCACAGCAGCAGCGAUAGCGACUUUGCGUCCACUGUUCCGUGGCCUCAUGGGACAAGCUCGAUCUAGAGCAUCACCGAUUGAAAAUUACGGCAGCCUUUCGAAGAGCCCUGUAGAAUCCUCAAACGUCCGAGGGCUUGAUGCUACGUUCGGCGACUGGCACUCACCUGUUGUACAGCACGAGCUACAAGAUCUAGAGAAUCAGGACAAGGGCAAGAGCCAUUUCAGCAUGACAUCGGUGCCCGAGAACUCGCGCAUAAUAAGCGACAUGGGCAUAACGCAAGAUCUGGUGCGGCAGGACAGCGGAAGGAUUACCCCAACGGCAAGGGCACCAGACAUUUUGAGGGAGAACAGUCUCCAAUCGAAGACGAGAGUGGGUACUAUCAGCCGCAAGGCGAACGACGUGCCAGUAUCCGAUCCAGGAGUAAGGCCGAGUGCCAACGGCCUAGGCAGCUCCCAAAACAAGCUUAUUUCGCGUCCAAUUCGGCAUGUGGCAGAUCUACAAGCAGCGCCUCCUACUCCGACCUUUGGGCAGCGCCGACAACAGCUUUUCCGAGUAGAUCCAAGAAGGAACGGGUCUUCCGACUGGGUCUCUAACGUCGACACCAACGAGCUUCGGUCGCCCGCCUCGAGCAUAUCCUGCUGCGCCAGGACGGCGGUCCUCCGAGACGAACAGGAGCGAAACUUUGUGUAG